GAGGUAAGAUGUCUGCCUCUGAAGAGGAUAGCAAGAUUGAUUUAUUAGACAACCCAAGCAAUGUGAAGAAAAAGUUAAAGAAGGCUUUCUGUGAACCUGGUAAUAUCACAGAUAAUGGAGUCCUUUCAUUCACUAAACAUGUCCUGUUUCCGUUAAUGAAAGAAGGAGAAACAUUUAAUAUUUGCAGGGCGCCUGAACAUGGUGGCACUGUACAAUACUCCAAAUUUGAAGAUUUAGAAAGUGAUUUUGCCAAACAAGAAAUUCAUCCAGGUGACUUAAAAGCAUCAGUAGAGCAAGCUAUAAACAAGCUCUUAGCUCCCAUCCAAGAAACAUUCAAGGAGCCAAAAUUACAGGAAUUAACCAAAAAAGCUUAUCCCCCCCCUUCUAAAGUGAAGGGAAAUGCUGUGGCUGUUACAGAAGAAGCUGUUCCAAGUAGGCUAGACAUCAGAGUUGGUCGUAUUGUAGAAGUUUCCAGACAUCCCGAUGCUGAUGCAUUAUAUGUUGAAAAAAUUGAUCUUGGGGAACAGGAACCAAGGACAAUUGUUUCAGGUUUGGUUAACUUUGUGCCUAUUGAAGAGAUGCAGAAUAGAGAUGUGGUUGUUUUAUGUAACUUAAAACCUGCAAAAAUGCGAGGUGUAGAAUCAAAGGGUAUGGUUUUAUGUGCGUCUGUCGAUGAGCCCAAACAAGUUGAACCAUUACUUCCCCCACAAGAUAGCAAGCCUGGUGACAGAAUUGUUGUAGAGGGCUUCGAGAAUGGAGAACCAGAUGAAGUGCUUAAUCCUAAGAAAAAGGUUUGGGAGAAAUUACAACCCGAUCUAAAAACAAAUGAAGAACUAUUUGCUGUAUGGCAAGGAAAUAAACUCAUAAGCAAAAUAAAUGGAAACCCUGUUGUUACCAAGUCUAUGAAGAAUGCACCUAUUAAAUAAAAUAUGUUUUAUCAAUAAGAUUAUAAUUAUUUUGCAUUUGUGUAUUUAUUUUGUAGAGUAUUUAUUUAUUAUUGAAUUGUGUUUCGUUUUAUUUCGUUUAAUUAAGGAAAAUCGAAUUUUAUUUUUGAUUAAGAUUAUGAGUCGAAGACGUCUGCAUACCUACUUUGCUUUACUACAUUAUUGUUGCUGAAUUGAUCAAAUCAAAUGUUCAAAAGUAUUUUUUUUUUUAAUUACAUCAUUAAAAAUAUAUUUGAGUUUAAUAAACCUUACAAACAUUA
Messenger RNA from Zerene cesonia (dogface butterfly), 1204 nucleotides. RefSeq names its product tyrosine--tRNA ligase, cytoplasmic (gene TyrRS). Gene Ontology annotation, molecular function: ATP binding; tRNA binding; tyrosine-tRNA ligase activity. The transcript has a single exon. Gene Ontology annotation, biological process: tRNA aminoacylation for protein translation. Bases 9 to 926 code for a protein of 305 amino acids. NCBI's taxonomy places the organism in Eukaryota, Metazoa, Arthropoda, Insecta, Lepidoptera, Pieridae. The record is from RefSeq and is a predicted model, not a curated record.